CGCGACAAGAAGAUUAUCGGUACACGCGCGCAGAGGGGAGAGGCAGCUCGAGAGAGGUGGAGAGACUUGAUACUAGUUUCAUGUCACUCUCAUAGGAAGAACAGCGCACUGGUCUCUGCCUGUGUCAACUGUCCUGAGCCGCACAGGCAGACACUCCUUCCGCUGCCAGUAAACCUUGUUACAGUUGUUGGACCGAUACUUUUUCACAUUCAGGAAGAACAAACGGAGAGUGAGAGUCAUGGACAAACGAGGAGAAUUCAACAGAAGUUAGCGCCGACAGUAAAGUAACGUUUGGAAAAAAUAAAAAAUAAACGCUUCAAAAAAGAAAAAGAAGAGGGAGUGUCCGGAGAAGAACGAGAAACAGGAUGGGGAUGGAUUUCAGUACUCUUCGAACCCUCAUCAGCAGAUAUUGCGUCGGCGAGGAGAACUGGGUGGACAGCAGGACGAUUUACAUUGGACAAAAGGAGCCUCCUCCAGGAACCGAGGCCUUCAUACAACAACGGUUCCCUGACAACAGAAUAGUCUCGUCCAAGUACACAUUCUGGAACUUCAUCCCCAAGAAUAUGUUUGAGCAGUUCAGGAGAGUCGCCAACUUCUACUUUCUCAUCAUAUUUCUGGUUCAGUUGAUCAUCGACACUCCCACCAGUCCGAUCACGAGCGGACUGCCGCUCUUCUUCGUCAUCACAGUCACCGCCAUCAAACAGGGCUAUGAGGACUGGCUGAGACACAAAGCAGACAACUCUGUCAACCAGUGUCCUGUCCACGUGGUGCAGCAUGGGAAAGUGGUCCGAAAGCAAAGUCGCAAACUCAGGGUUGGAGACGUCGUCUUGGUGAAAGAGGAUGAGACUUUCCCCUGCGAUCUCAUCCUCCUGUCCUCAUCCCGAGAUGAUGGGACCUGCUUUGUUACUACAGCCAGCCUGGACGGAGAGAGCAGCCACAAGACAUACUAUGCAGUUCAGGACACCAAAGCCUACAGGACAGAGGGGGAGGUUGACUCCAUCCACGCUACUAUAGAAUGUGAACAACCACAGCCGGACCUGUACAAAUUUGUGGGCCGCAUCAACAUCUACAUGGAUAGCGAGCCAGUGGCCAGGCCGUUAGGAUCGGAGAACCUGCUGCUGCGAGGAGCCACGCUCAAGAACACAGAGUACAUCUAUGCGGUUGCCAUCUACACUGGCAUGGAAACCAAGAUGGCCCUCAACUACCAGUCCAAGUGUCAAAAACGGUCUGCAGUGGAAAAGUCAAUGAAUGCUUACCUGGUGGUCUACUUGUGCAUUCUCAUCAGCAAAGCCAUCAUCAACACGGCGCUGAAAUAUGUGUGGCAGGCCGACCCCAACAGAGACGAGCCCUGGUACAACCAGAGGACUGAAACGGAGAGACAGAGACACAUCGUGAUCAGGGCGUUCACGGACUUCUUGGCCUUCAUGGUUCUUUUCAACUACAUCAUCCCCGUGUCCAUGUACGUCACCGUGGAGAUGCAGAAGUUCCUGGGCUCCUAUUUCAUCAUGUGGGACGACGAGAUGUUUGACGAGGAGCUGGGAGAGAGAGCCGUGGUCAACACGUCAGACCUGAACGAGGAGCUGGGACAGGUGGAAUAUGUGUUUACAGACAAGACAGGGACUCUGACAGAGAACAACAUGGAGUUCAUAGAGUGCUGUGUGGACGGGCAUGUUUACGUACCUCAUGCUAUCUGCAACGGACAAGUGAUGCCUGGUUCAGCCGGUAUGGACAUGAUUGACACAUCACCAGGUCCAGAAGCCAGGGAGCACCAGGAGCUGUUUUUCCGGGCGUUGUGUUUGUGCCACACGGUGCAGGUGAAGGAGGAGGAGACUGUGGACGGGAUCAAGCAUGGCAUCCACCAGGGAAAGUCCAGCUCGUUCUACAUCUCCUCAUCUCCAGACGAGGUGGCGCUGGUGGAGGGCAUGAAGAGGCUCGGUUUCACCUAUCUGAGACUCAAGGACAGUCACAUGGAGAUCUUGAACAGGGAGGAUGAGAUUGAGAGGUUCGAGCUGCUGGAGGUUUUGACGUUCGACUCAGUCAGACGAAGGAUGAGCGUCAUUGUCAGGUCCAACACUGGUGAGCUCUAUCUGUUCUGUAAAGGUGCAGACUCCUCCAUUUUCCCCAGGGUCAUAUCAGGCAAGGUGGAUCAAGUCAGAGCUCGGGUGGAGCACAACGCAGUGGAGGGUCUGAGGACCCUUUGUGUUGCCUAUCGACCUCUGAGUCCCGAACAGUACCAGGAGGUUUGCCACCUGCUGAGCGGGGCCAAGUUGGCUCUGCAGGACCGAGACAAACGACUGGCCGAGGCCUACGACCUCAUCGAGAAGGACCUGAUACUACUGGGAGCCACUGCUGUGGAGGACAGGCUCCAGGAAAAAGCGGCAGACACCAUCGAGUCUCUCCACAAGGCAGGCAUGAAGGUGUGGGUGCUGACCGGCGACAAGAUGGAGACGGCGGCCGCAACGUGCUACGCCAGCAAGCUGUUUCACCGCAACACCCAGAUCCUGGAGCUGACCACGAAACGCACUGAGGAGCAGAGCCUCCACGAUGUUCUGUUCGACCUGAGCAGGACCGUCCUGAGACAGCAAGGAAGCAUGACCAGGGACACCUUCUCUGGUUUGUCAGGUGACUGUACUGACUACGGUUUGAUCAUCGAUGGAGCCACCCUCUCCGCAGUGAUGAGGCCUCCCGAGCAGGACUCAAACUCAGGGAACUACAAGGAGAUCUUCCUAGAAAUCUGCCGGAACUGCAGCGCCGUGCUCUGCUGUCGAAUGGCGCCUCUACAGAAAGCACAGAUAGUGAAGCUGAUUAAAACCUCCAAGGAGCACCCGAUCACGCUGGCUAUUGGGGACGGAGCUAAUGAUGUCAGCAUGAUCCUAGAGGCCCACGUAGGCAUCGGCAUCAUGGGUAAGGAGGGUCGUCAGGCAGUGAGGAACAGCGAUUACGCAAUCCCAAAGUUCAAACACCUCAAGAAGAUGCUGCUUGUCCAUGGACACUAUUACUACAUUCGCAUUUCUGAACUUGUGCAGUACUUCUUCUACAAGAAUGUCUGUUUCAUCUUCCCCCAAUUCCUCUAUCAGUUCUUCUGUGGCUUCUCACAACAGCCGCUGUAUGAUACAGCCUACCUGACCCUGUACAACAUCAGCUUCACCUCGCUGCCCAUUCUGCUCUACAGUCUCAUAGAGCAGCACAUCAACAUGGACAUCCUGAAGAAGGACCCGUCUCUCUAUAAAGACAUUGCUAAAAACUCUCUGCUGCAGUGGUCCAUCUUCAUAUAUUGGACUGUCCUUGGUGUGUAUGAUGCCAUUGUGAUGUUCUUUGGUGCUUACUUCCUGUUUGACAACACCACCUUCACCAGCAAUGGACAGAUGUUUGGAAACUGGACGUUCGGGACGCUGGUGUUCACUGUGCUGGUCUUCACUGUUACGUUCAAGUUGGCUCUAGAUACUCAUUACUGGACUUGGAUCAACCAUUUUGUCAUCUGGGGCUCGCUGAUUUUCUUUGUGGUCUUCUCUCUGCUGUGGGGCGGAAUCAUCUGGCCCUUCCUGAACUACCAGAGGAUGUACUAUGUGUUCAUGCAGAUGUUGUCCAGUGGUCCGGCCUGGCUCAGCAUCAUCCUUCUUAUAACAGCCAGUCUGCUGCCAGACGUGGUGAAGAAGGUCAUCUGGAGGGCGCUGUGGCCCACCACUACUGAACGUAUACAGAAUGCUGACAAACUCUACAAGGGCCAGCUGUCCGAGUUCACCCCCCUGGCGUCCCUCCACGCCCCGUCCAAGUCCGCCAGCCGGCGGCGAGGCUCUGGCAACCAGAGGCACGCUCCGAACCCUCACAGGUCUGAACCCUUUAACAAGAAAAUCAUGUUCACACGCUGGAAGAGAGCGCCAGACUACUGCACCUUCACCCCCAUCAUCCAAUUCGCCGACGGCUCCCGCUACUCAAAGCAGGGACAUGCCAACAGUGGGGCGGGGCCAGAGACCUCUGUCUAAUUUAUUUCUUGUCUUGUGGUUUUCUAUUCUUAUAUUAUGAUAUCAAAUACAGUGGCAUCCAUGUGGAAGUGAACGAAAUCGAAUGUUAAACGCAACGGAAACUGAUUUAUUUACUAACCUGGGAACUGUGCUAUCUGUAAUCCAACUGUGUAAGGGGUUGCAUUUGAAAGUGACCUGCAAAACUGUUCCCAAGUCAGCAGCCAAGUAUGGCACAAAGCUCUAUGGGAAGCUGUGGAAAGGACUCCACCCCACAGGGCCUCACUACCCACCACAGUGCACCAAGGGCUCAGUGUAUUGAUGUCACGACAAACGUGCUCAAGAGCUUUGGUUUCCUCAGCCAUAUUGUGUCACACUGAAAAUACAUGCACUGGCCCUUUAUGUCCGCUGGCUCUUGACAGCCGGCAGCUGAAUUGUACUUCAGUAUUUAGGAUUUAUGACUUUUUAAAAAACGGUUCCGGAGCUAAUCAUGCUGAGAUUGGAACCGUGCUGCUGAUGAUGCUGAUGAAGAUGAUGACGACGGUUAACAGUGCUUAAAACUGAUUCAAGCUUUCUCGUCCUGCCACGUCUCUCACUUUCUUUCCUCUCUGUCCGUCUGCUCUGCCUCUUUUUUCCCUGUUUUUUUUUUCUUAGGACUAACUGGUGUUUCUCGUGCUCAAACGUAUUAUCUCGAAACACUCCCUAGGACUCCGGGCUCAGGUUCUAUAGCACCGUAAGGAAGGCUGUAGUGGAGCAGUGAAGCUCAAGUGUUGGGAACAAGUGGAGCUAAGAUGGUCUCAGUAUUAUGUAUUUCAUGUCUUAAAGAAAAAUGACUUAAGACAGACUUAAGCUCCACAACCAGCGCUUGAGCUUUCAAACUUGCAUGUAGGUAGUCUAGAGUGUCAUAGAUGUGUGUGCUCAUAGUAGCUAGCUUGUGUGUUGUACUCGUGUGUGCAGGAUCUCCUUCUGUCUCAUUGUCCUAAAAGCACUUUAACUGUUUAUCUUGCAUUGAUCUGUAAUGCUGUAUACAGAGAUGAAUCUAUGUUUCUUGAGGCUUAUUGUGUUAGCGAUAGAAUCCUGUAGAAAUGGCCAUGUGACAACUGUCCAGCUGCCUUAAUGUCGCCUUGUAAAUACCACAUGACCGUCCGCAAUGACCAUUUACCAAAGAAACAGAAAGACAAUAUGGCGUCCUUUGGACAGCAACUGUGGUGCUAGGUAAAGAGUGUGAUCAGUGAUAUUGAGUGGGCAUCUGUAGGGGAAUUAAAUAUGGCGGUUAUAGAAAUGCUCCUGACUUUUAAGGUUACUUGAGUUCACUCUCCUCAAAGCACCUUAAAAAUGAACGUACAAAACGUGUCCUCAGUGAGAUUAUCAUAACACAAUGCAAGAAGUUUUUCCAAGUGCCCCAAAUUACUUGAUGCCUUAAAUGAACAGUUUUUGUUUUGUUUUUUUUUAAAAUGAGAUUUAGCCAUUUAUCGAUCAGAGCAUAGACUCUCACCAAGAAAGGAAUCACGACUGCAGCUGAGACGCUGACGGGAGGCGUUCAUUUACAGGAAAGGAGUAAAGGCAGCAUCGUGGGGCAUUCGCAUGGCUCUGACUGACCAAUUACUCAAAUUAAGGAGGAGAAUCUCUGCUUAAAAAACAACAACAUGUGGUCUGCAUGGUUACAUUAAGAUAUGUCAUUGAACCCAAGUUUAUCCAUUAGCAAAAGUUCUGAAGACUCAUUAUAUUUCUGUCCUUUACCAAAGGACUGAUUAUUUACAUCAGAUAGUUCGAAAUUUGGGUAUCGGAUAAUCCCAUUCAUGUCACAGAUUUUCUGCCUCCAGAUGUGGUCAUUGGUUUGUUAGAGGGUCGGCAAUGCUCUUAAAAGCCUCAUGAUGGCGUUACGUGAGUCUAAUGAGUUUCAUACACUUCCCCUCUGUGUCUUUGUUUCUAGCCUUCUCCCUCUCUCUUCCCGUCUUUUUCUCAUUCUCCCUCUGGUGAAGUCAUACUCAUGUGGACGUUUUCCUACCUCUGCGAGAGCCACCUCCAACAUGUCUGAUGAUCAUCUUCCUGUGUCCUCUGCUGCGUCUUCUCCUCCAUUCAUCCAUCCAUCCGUCCGUCCGUCUGUCAUUGUGAGACAGAGAAGAAAAGAUUCAGUUCAGUUCAAUUUUAUUUAUAUAGCACCUUAUACAAUCAAAAUUGUCUCUAGGUGCUUUACAGAAACCCAGAGCCUGAACCCCCAAGCAAGCAGACAGUGGCAAGGAAAAAUUCCCUUUUAACAGGAAGAAACCUUCAGCAGGACCCGGCAUGAUGACGUUUCGUAUGUUUCAUAGACCUUCGUUGAACCAAAGCCUUGUCGCUGCUGGAGAUACUCGUAGCUGCUUUACAUUAGGUGCCUUGUGGUAGUUCCUCUGUCUCUGCUCGGCUGCGUUUCCUUGCUCUGUGCUAACUUUGCGACUAAUAUCAGGCAUUUGGACCGCAGAUGAUGGAUGUGUGGAUGCGUGACCGAAGAGCGACUGCGCGAAUGGAUAAGUGAGUGAAAAAGGUGAAUGCGAAAAUGAGGGAACAGUUUUUGUUGUUUUUUUUCUUCUCGCAGGUUAUACUGUCCAGGAAGUCUUAUUCGGAACAAACACAAUCGAUGAACAAAUGAUUGACUUCUUAUGCACCAAAACAUUCAAUGGCUUAUGUUUAAUACUUGUUUUUUUUAUUGUUUUUAUUCUGAAUGUUUUGUAUAUGUCCGGGAGAGCAUCCAUCUCUGAAAUGUAAAUUUUGUCGUUUUCUAUUUUGUAUAAAGUGUAAAAUUCACCCUUUACCACAUUAAGAGUGAAGGUCUCACUCAGUGGUCAGAGCACACUGGAAAGAUAUCUUAUGUGAUGUUGUCUUUAUUUUAGUGGUGUAGAAAACUUGAUCAACUCGAUGGGUUUGGAAACUGGAAGUUUUCUUUAAAAUUUUUUUGAUUGUAUUUCCUUUAUUUAAACAUGUCUAAUUCUUCAACAGUGAAAGGAGUUCUUAAGACUGGUGGAUGUUGUGGAUUUUGAACUUCAUUCUCUGGAUUUACAUGUUAAAGGGUCACUUCACCCAAAUUGCAAAAGAUAAGGUGGCAAAUCCAACCAAACCUUUCUGCAUGGCUGGAUGCCCCUCAGCAAGACGGUGAGAAAAUACAGUGUGUUCUUUUGUAAUGUGGGUGAACUGACCCUUUAAUGUUCUCAGUGACCUCUUCCUGACUGAAUUCAAUUUUUCUUUUUUUUUAAGGGGGAUGUUUUUAAACCAAACUUUGUGCCAGUGUUCAGUCGCUCGAAAUCUGACCACAUCUCACCUGAAUCCAUAAGUAAUAAGGUCUUCUGUCAAAAACGCUCUCAGACCAAAAAAAAAAACAUCAUCAUAAUGUCCAGCAUUAUGGGGGCAGUGAAACUUUUUGUUGUCUCCUAAUGAGCCAGUAUACAAUAUGAACACAGGGCCAGUUUGCUCAGAAAUAUUGCCUUGCAUGGAAAUAACCCAUUGCAACAAAUGUGGCCUCAGAACACUUGCCAUGUGGUAUUGAAUAAGUAUUACAAUCAUCCUGGUUUUACAGAUGUCAUGUGCACACCCAUCAAAUCCUUUGAGAGGGGAUACGACAGAAUAAGCUCCAAAGUACUGGGCUAUAUAAAAGAAGUCUGGGUGGCAGAUUGGCAAAAUUUUAAGUGAUUCUCUGUGAUUGAUGUUACUGAACCAAACCUGACUGAAUUUUGGCACUUAAAAGCAUCUGGAAGCCUGUUUCUUUUAAAGAAUUCUCACCAUAACCUCCUUCUCUAUGUGAGGUGAUUGGAGCCAGAGACAGUCAGGUACCUGCUGCAUCUCUGUCUGCUGGAGGGCCCCCUUAGAAAACUGUGGAAUCCACAGAAAUUAACCAGUGCAUCACAAAGAAAAUCCACAGUUACUGUAGUGCUUUUAAAAAAAAACGUAUGUUAGAGAUCUUGUAACUUUUUUUUUUUAAUUUUGUGUCUUAUUUAUGUAGAAACAACCGAACUGAGUCGUGACAAAAA
Molecule: messenger RNA, 7960 nt
Organism: Scatophagus argus
Lineage: Eukaryota; Metazoa; Chordata; Actinopteri; Scatophagidae
Gene: atp11a
Product: ATPase phospholipid transporting 11A
Exons: 30
Coding region: 366-3983 (1205 amino acids)
Biological process (GO): phospholipid translocation
Cellular component (GO): endoplasmic reticulum; recycling endosome; plasma membrane
Molecular function (GO): ATP hydrolysis activity; ATPase-coupled intramembrane lipid carrier activity; ATP binding
Source: RefSeq, a predicted model, not a curated record